AUGGGUCUGUGCAACAAGACUCCAGUGCAGCUCGUGCUCAAGGGAAACCCCAAAGCAGUGUUUCGUCCAAAACGACCGGUUGCCAACAGUAUGGAGAGCGUCGUAGAAGACGAACUAAACCGGUUGGAAAGUUUUGGGAUCAUAAAGAAGGUCGACUUUUCGGACUGGGCGGCACCCAUUGUCGUCGUGCGAAAACCGAAUGGAACUGUUCGGAUCUGUGCGGAUUUUUCGACUGGUCUAAAUGCGGUACUUGAGCCGAACAAUUACCCUCUGCCCCUGCCGGAAGACAUUUUUACCAAGAUGGCAAACUAUCGGAUUUUCAGUCACAUCGAUUUAUCCGAUGCUGACCUCCAAGUACAAGUGGACGAAGCCAGCCAACCGCUUCUCACAAUCAACACACACCGAGGCCUAUUUCAGUUCACCCGGCUGUCACCCGGUAUCAAAGCAGCACCGGGGGCCUUUCAACAGUUGAUGGACGCAAUGCUUGCUGGACUUGAGUGCACUACUGGUUAUUUGGAUGACAUUUUGGUGGGAGGCCGUAAGGAAGAGGAACAUCAACACAACCUGCAGCUUGUUCUUGAACGCUUGCAAGAUUACGGUUUCACUGUGCGCAUCAAAAAUGUUCCUUCAAUAUGCGCCAGGUUAAGUACCUGGGCCAAAUUCUCGAACGGUAUACGACCAGAUCCAGAGAAAAUAGCAGCGAUUGUUAACAUGCCGCCUCCGCAAGACAUCUCAACAUUGCGUGUGUACCUAGGUGCUGUGAACUAUUACGGCAAGUACGUCAAGGGAAUGCGCACGCUCCGACAGCCCAUGGAUCAAUUGCUCAAGGCUGGUACAAAGUUCGUGUGGUCGACAGAGUGUCAGAAAUCAUUCGAUCGAUUCCGCGAACGUCUCCAAUCACUGUUGUUGCUGACGCACUAUAACCCAAAGUUGGAAAUCAUCUUGUCGACUGAUGUGUCAAACGUCGGACAACCGUCUCCAGCGAUGGGCCCUAACGCUACUGCUAUACGAUUUACCGUCUGCUACGGGCACACGGAGAGUUUUGGUCAUGCUGACGUACUAUCACGGCUUAUGAAUCGUCACGUGCGGCCAGACGAGGAAUUUGUAAUUGCCACUCUCGUACUGGAACAAAGUAUUCGGAUCAUUAUUAACGAGUCACUACAGGCGUUUCCGCUUUCGUUUAAGGAGAUCAAGAGCAGAACGAAAUCAGAUGACAUACUACAGCAAGUCAUUCGGUUUGUCAAUGAAGGAUGGCCCUCAAAGAAGAUGAGUAUUACUGAUCGUGCAGUACAGCAAUUCUAUCUGCGACGAGAUGGACUGUCCGUCGUGGGUGGAUGUCUCAUGUAUGGUGAGAGAUUGGUAGUGCCACCCUGUUCCAGAAGACGCGUACUCCAGCAAUUACAUGCGGGUCACCCGGGAGUCGAGCGCAUGCGGUCGAUUGCACGGCAGUACGUGUAUUGGCCGAACAUAGAUGAUGAGGUUGCAAAAAUCGUCCGAUCCUGUAACGAAUGUUCCACCGUAGCCAGGUGCGAUCGGAAGACGAAUUUGGAAUCCUGGCCAGCGCCGGAAGAACCAUGGCAGCGGCUGCAUCUCGACUACGCAGGACCAAUCGAUGGGCAGUAUUAUCUCAUUCUGGUUGAUUCGUACUCGAAAUGGCCAGAAGUCGUGCGCACCAAGGAUAUCACCACAACAGCUACAUUGCGCAUUCUUCAAGGAAUCUGCGCCAGAUACAGACAGCCAGAAACGCUGGUUACGGCCAACGGACCUCAGUUAACUAGCGACCAGUUCGAAACUUUCUGCGAUAGCAACGGUAUCACCCACCUAAAGACUGCACCUUUUCAUCCGCAGUCAAACGGAUUGGCGGAGAGAUUUGUCGACACGUUUAAAAGGUCGCACAUCGUUAGAGUUAUUACGUCCGCCAACUCCAACGCAUAA
Topomyia yanbarensis is the source of this 1935-nucleotide messenger RNA. RefSeq lists its product as uncharacterized. NCBI's taxonomy places the organism in Eukaryota, Metazoa, Arthropoda, Insecta, Diptera, Culicidae. Gene Ontology annotation, biological process: DNA integration. The transcript has 2 exons. The record is from RefSeq and is a predicted model, not a curated record. Bases 1 to 1935 code for a protein of 644 amino acids. Gene Ontology annotation, molecular function: nucleic acid binding.